AUGGCCAGCCCUGGGAAGACCGGGGCUGGGGAGGCCCAGGAGGAGGAGGGGUGGGAGCAGGGGCGCACCCCGGGGCCCCCAGCCACGAUGCUGGAGCAGGCCCAAGAGCUGUUCCUGUUGUGCGACAAGGAGGCCAAGGGCUUCAUCACCCGGCACGACCUGCAGGGCCUGCAGAGCGACCUGCCCCUCACUCCCGAACAGCUGGAGGCUGUGUUUGAGAGCCUGGACCAGGCGCACACCGGCUUCCUCACCGCUCGGGAGUUCUGCCUCGGCCUGGGCAAGUUCGUGGGGGUGGAGCCCACCCCCUCCCAGGCUCCAGAGGAGACCUUCGAGUCGGAUGUGAAAGGCGCCGGGGGCUCCGCGGAGGAGGACGAGGAGCUGCUCUGCUCGACGCUGGAGCAGCUGGGGGUGGCCCGGGUCCUGGGCGAGCAGCGGGCAAUUCGGACACUCUGGACCCGGCUGCAGCGUGAGUGGCCGGAACUGCUGGGCUCCUUCGAGGAUGUUCUGAUGCGCGCCUCAGCCUGCCUGGAGGAGGCGGCCAGAGAGCGGGAUGGCCUGGAGCAGGCUCUGCGGCGGCGGGAGAGCGAGCACCAGCGGGAAGUGCGUUGUCUGUACGAGGAGAUGGAGCAGCAGCUUCGCGAGCAGCGCCAGUGCCUGCGGGAUCAGGGCCUCCCCCGGGAGCAGCGGAGAGGCCACUUGGAGCUGGAGCUGCAGAGUCGCGAGCAGGAGCUGGAGCGCGCGGGGCUGCUGCAGCGGGAGCUGGAACAGCAGCUGCAGGCCCGGACCUCCGAGCAGCUGGAGGCGCAGGCGCAGAAUGCGCAGCUGUGGCUGGCCAACGAGGCGCUGCGGACGCAACUGGAGGGCGCGCAGGAGCAGCUCCGCAGACUGGAGGGCGACGCGCAGGGCCGCCGCGAGCAAGCCCAACGAGACGUGGUCGCAGUCUCAAGGAACAUGCGGAAAGAGAAGCUCAGCCUCCUGCGGCAACUGGAGCUCCUCAGGGAGCUGAACACGCGGCUCCGAGACGAGAGGGACGUCUGUGAGGCCCAGCGGCUGGGCAGCGGCCGCAGAAAGGCGCUGAGCUCAGCCCCCCUGCUGGGCGUCCGCUGCUGCUGCUGCUGCAGUAGCUGGGCCCGCCCCCCAGACUCGGCCCCGGCCACCUGCCCAGUGCCCGCUGA
Rangifer tarandus platyrhynchus (Svalbard reindeer) is the source of this 1175-nucleotide messenger RNA. NCBI's taxonomy places the organism in Eukaryota, Metazoa, Chordata, Mammalia, Artiodactyla, Cervidae. The record is from the annotation of a GenBank genome assembly.